This is a messenger RNA of Zonotrichia leucophrys gambelii, 4264 nucleotides long. Its product is annotated as zinc finger protein 777-like. NCBI's taxonomy places the organism in Eukaryota, Metazoa, Chordata, Aves, Passeriformes, Passerellidae. The transcript has 7 exons. The record is from RefSeq and is a predicted model, not a curated record. Gene Ontology annotation, biological process: regulation of DNA-templated transcription. The coding region runs from base 59 to 2674 and encodes 871 amino acids.
CUGUGGGCCCGGUGGCGGCGCGGGCGCGGGGCCCGAGGCGGCGGUUGCGGCCGCGGCCAUGUCCCGCCGGGGGCCCGCACAGGUGUCGGGCAGCCUCCGGCGGAGGGCGGCACCGGGCACGGCCCCGUCGGAGCUGCAGGAGCUGCGGAGCCGCACGGAACGCGCCGAGCGGCGGCUGCUGGCCUGCGAGAACCUGGUCGGGGAGCUGGGCAGCGGCCUGGCCGCCCUCAGCACCCUCCUGCAGGGCUACGGGCAGCUGCAGCAGCGCCUGCUCAACCUGGAGAACCUCCUCAAGAACAGGAACUUCUGGAUCCUGCGCCUGCCCCCCGCCUCCGGGGGCGAGAUCCCCAAGGUGCCGCUCACCUUCGAUGAUAUCUCGGUGUAUUUCAAUGAGCUGGAGUGGGAGAGGCUGGAGCGCUGGCAGAAGGAUCUGUACAGGGCCGUGAUGAGGGGCAACUAUGAGACCUUGGUGUCCCUGGACUACGCCGUGUCCAAGCCCGAGAUCCUGUCCCAGCUGGAGAGGGACGAAGAGUUCUGUUACAAAGAGGGUCAGGAGUCCCCAUGGACACAGACUGGCGAUGGUCAGGAGCUCCUCCGGGCAGCAGAAGAGAGGAACAAGGCACAGGAGGCUGCAGGAGAUGGAAGCCCCGUGGGAGCUGCCCCAGACAGUGCCAAGUCCAAGCCCAGCAGCCGGACCUGCAUCGAGAGGGAUGAAGAGCCCAGCAAGGAAAAGGGUCCUGAGCCCUCAUGGACACAGAGUGGGGACAGCCAGAAAACCCCACAGAUACAGAGUGGGGACAGCCAGGAACCCCCAGAGACACAGAUUGGGAACAGCCCAAAGUCCCCACGGACACGGAGUGGGAGCAGCCAGAAAAUCCCACAGAUACAGAAUGGGGAAAGCCCAAAAUCCUCAUGGACACGGAGUGGGAACAGCCAGAAAACCCCACAGACACACAAUGGGGACAGCCAGACCCCCUCACAGAUACAGAGUGAGGACAGCCCAAAAUCCUCAUGGACACGGAGUGGGAACAGCCAGAAAACCCCACAAAUACAGACUGGGGACAGCCAGAACCCCUCACAGACAGAGACUGGAGACAGCCCAAAAUCCUCAUGGACACGGAGUGGGAGCAGCCAGAAAACCCCACAGACACAGACUGGGGACAGCCCAAAGUCCCCAUGGACACGGAGUGGGAGCAGCCAGAAAACCCCACAGACACAGACUGAGGACAGCCAGAAAACCCCACAGACACAGAAUGGGGACAGCGCAGAGUCCCCAUGGACACGGAGUGGGAGCAGCCCAAAGUCCCCAAGGACACACAAUGGGAACAGCCCAAAGUCCCCAAGGACACAGAGUGUGAACAGCCCCAAACCCCCACAGACACACAGUGGGGACAGCCAGCCACUGCCUCAGACACAGACUGGGGACAGUCAGAACCCCCUCCAGACAAGUGUCCCCAACAACCAGAAGCCCCCACAGACACCAGGAGAGAUGGAGCAGCAGCAGGAGGCUUCGGGAGAGGAUCCCAUGCCCACGGAAGCAGGCCCAGAGCUCCCCAUCCUGAUGAUGAACGUGAUGUCCCUGGGGGACCAUCAGCAGGGGCCGGCGGAGGAGGAGGAUGCGGAGAUGGAGGAGGACCCGGCAGAGCCUGACACUGAGGAAGCCUUCUCCAUGGAAGAUGAAACACCAUUCGAAGGGGCUUCUCUCGAGGACAUCAAGGUGAAAGAAGAGGAGCCUGAGCUGCUGGCAGAGGAAUCCACCCCCUGUCCCGGCUCAGAGAUCCAGAAGUGUCCCAAAAACGAGCUGGUGAAAGCCAAGCUGAAGAAGAAGCCGAACCGGUGCGAGGCCAGCGCGCUCCUGAUGGGCAACUGCCGGCGCGGGUACGUGCGGGAAUGGUCCCACCCCUGCACGGAGUGCGGGAAGCGCUUCCGCCUCAAGAUCAACCUCAUCAUCCACCAGCGCAGCCACGCCAAGGAGGGGCCCUACGAGUGCCCCGUGUGCGAGAUCGGCUUCAGCACCAAGCGGCACCUGGACCUGCACCGCGGCAUCCACGUCAAGGACAGAGCCUUCGGCGCCAAGGUCUGGGGCAACGUGCACCCCGAGCUGCGCAUCCGCCCGCGCAGGGAGCUGUGCGGCGGCGCCGGCCACGCCGCGGGCGCCUGGCUGGGCCAGCCCAAGGAGGAGCCCGACAGAGAGGGCCUGGCCGGCUCGGGGGUCGUGCAGCCGCCCACGCCCAGGCAGAAGUGCCCCCUGUGCAAGAAGUUCCUGGCCUGCUCCACGUCCAUGCGGCGGCACCUGAAGACCCACGCGCGGGACCGGCCCUACUGCUGCAGCUCCUGCAACAAGUGCUUCACGCGCAGCAAUCACCUGCUGCGCCACAAGAAGAUCCACGAGAGGGCUCUGGCUGCGCUCCAGCACGAGGCCACGGCCCAGCCCCCUGCUGCUAUCCCGGCAUCCCCGCAGCACCCAGCUGCCGAGCCCCAGAGGAGCCCUUCCCAAGAGAAUGGGAGCCCUGAGGCUGCGAAAGCGAGCCUGCCCAACGUGCUGCUGCUGGGGACAACGCCCCUGGGGCUCCCGGGCAAAGGCUCCCCCCUCCCUGAGUGCAUCAGGAAAGCCGUGCAGCCCGUGGUGCAGCUGGGAUCCAGGGCAGUGGCUUCGGAGAUGACAGAGAAAUGACAGAUGACAGACCCUGGGACAGAUCUGAGCUGUGCGUGUCCCUGGAAGGAAGCUGUGAGUUUGCUGGGUUUGCACCUGGUGGGACACCAAGGAUGGGAAUCUGCUGUGUUUUAGGAGCUUCCUGGGUUGUGGAAAGGAUGGGAAGCUUGGAGACCACAACACAGAGCAAAUUGCAGAAGCCUCCAGUGAUCCAUAGUGCUUCACCAUUCCACUGACUUGGUCCUGUUGGCUGAUACUUGGAAUUUUCCCAAGCUGACAUUCCUGGGAGAUGACCAGGUGAAUCCUGGUCAAACAGGAGCAGAACUUUGCCAUUCUUUGAUGUUGGAGCUGACCCCUUGCAUUCAGAAACACAACUGAAGAGGGCAGGGAGAAGGGAAUGGAGCUGGCAGCGUUCCCAUGCAGCCCUUUGAGACACCAGAUGGAGAGUGACAUCUCUGAGACCCCACCACGUCCUGGCCACCCUGGGGAGGAGAUCAGCCAACAGCCCCUGCAGCAGGUUGGGAACACUGGAGCUUGGCACUGGAAGAUGCAUAGGACAAACCAAACCCCAAUAUUCUGUGCUGGCAUAUUCCAUAUUCCAGGGCAGGUCCAUGAGGAAGGCCACAGGCACCCUCAGGACCAUCCUGCAUGGCUGCAGAGCAAUUUUAGGAAUACUUGACAGGUCAGCCAGCCCCAUGCUGCAGCAGCACCCUGAUCCCUGUGGAUCUGCACGGAGCAGCCCCCCAGCUCUGGAGGAAACUCCCACUCCCCAACCACAGCUCAUCCCCUUUUGCCCCAAAUCCCACCUUAAUGAAUCCUAUGGGAAAACAGUUCUGCAGCUACCUCAGUCAGGGAGAGGGGGCCUGCCCGGAGGCAGCCAGUGGAAGCCAGGCCUGGCAGUGCCCCAGUGUCCCCUGGAGCCACCAGAGCAGUGUCCAUGGCCAGAGCCCCACGUGCUGGGUGUGCACAGGGAGCGCCUCCCACCCAGAGCCAGCACGGACACGGUGGAGCAGCUGUUGGGACUCUUGCGUUUCGUUUUUCAGGGUUUUUUUUUGUUUUGAGCUGUUUGAUGUAAUUAUUUGACAUCCUGAGACCUCUGUCCCUCUCUGAGCAGUGAGCACUGGAAGGCUUUUCCCAUCUCUCAUUCCGAGUCACUCCCGAGGUGUGAUGGUGCUGCUGUGGGAAGCUCUGGGAGCUGAGGGAACGCCUGUGCCACAUCCAGGUGUGAUCCUCAGCCACCUCCUGCUCCACGGGACAGACAGCAGCGUCUGAGCUGCUCCACAGGAACACACACAGCAUCCCACUGCUCCUCUGGGCUGGUCUCACACUUCCUGCCCCUGGGACUGCAGUGUGGAGCGUUCCCAGCCUGCAGCAGGAGCCGGGAGGGGUGCCAGUGGCUGGUUAUCCCUGUUAUCCCUGCCCAGCAGAGAUCCCAGUGCUCCCCAGUUGAUCCCAGGGGCAUGGCUGAGCUGGUGUGUCAGUGCUGAAGGCCAGCAGAAGGACCAGCAGCCCCAGCCUGGCAUUUCUAAAUCUGCUGUGACCGGGAGCAGUUUCCUGUGACAUUCCCGAUCCCUUUCUCAGGCUGUGGAAUCAAUAAAGUAUUUGUCUCUA